CAGUUGGCACGAGUGGUAGUGUCGGUGUGACUGAGUAUGGCGUGGCGGGAAUGCCCCGAGGAAUCAAGCGGAGCCUGAACUUGACCUGCCGACCAGUACAGGACAAUCGUACACACACCUGUCUGGAGUGUGGGGCCAAGGUCCAGGACCUCAGCUCGCAUUACAUGAAGUACGUGAGCUGUUCCAAGUGUCGCUACAGCACCUGCUGUUCCCGGGCGUACGCUGAUCACAUGAUCUGCCGUCACCAGGCCCAGGGGCGACAGCGGGUAGUGUCAGCAAGCAUGUUCCAGGUGAACAUGUACACCUGUGAGACAGGUAUGAAGCUGUCUUGCGGCUGCAGCUACACCACCACAGGUGGCAGGGAGAUGGCUGAGCACCUGCAGGCCUGCUACUUCAAGUCCUGUCACAUCAUGUCCUCGCCACUCAAAAUCAAUGUGCAGAGCCUCACUGGAUUUGGUCGUAACAGACAGAACGCCGGUGGGAUACCCCCUGCUAAGAGGCAACGUUCGGACCUUCCUGGGAGUGGUGUGGAGUUUGUCGACCUGACAGAAGAAGAUGAGGAGGAUGACAUGGUGCCUGGCUCCUUUGUCUGUCCCCACUGUGACCUGCACUUCAACCUGCGCAUGCCCCUAACCCAGCACAUCAAGUUCUGUGGGCCCCAGCAGGGUCACGGGGAGGAGGAUGCCUACACUGUGUCAAUAAAACAGGAGCCAGAAGACCCCAUUGUCGUGGUUGAAGAUGAUGAGGAAGACAUAAAUGCUGACGAUGAUGAGGACAACUUAAAGUUCACGACUCUCGAAGAUGACACCACAGCUGAGAACGAAGACUCACCACAACAGAGUGACAGCGAGGAAAGAGAUGAACAGAAAGAAUGGGAGGCCAGCAUUGAACUUGAUGUACCAGAUAUCAGCAGUUUAAACACUGUGACAGAGCGCCCCCUUACAGAAAGUGCCAGUACUGCUGAUGGCACUUCUGAAGGAGUCAAUGUUGGGAUAGUUGUCAAAGUUGAGAAGGAGGAAGUGGACAGUGUGAUGGAUCUUCAGCCUCCAGAAGAGCUCCUCACUGCAGAAGAGAGCAGUACUGCAACAGACGAUGCUGGCGGCACAGAAAUAACCAUCAAGGUGGAGAAAGAGGAAGUGGAUAGUGUGAUGGACAUGCAGACUCCAGAAGAGCUCCACACUGCAGAAGAGAGUCGUACUGCAGCAGAUGGUGCCAGCAAGGAUGGCAAUUCAGAGGGGAAUGUCGACGGAGAAACUGACGACAACGAGUUUGUUCCCAAAGAGUUCGCCGAUGACAUUGUGCAAGAUGUUACAAAGGAGCCUGAGUUGGAUGAAGAAGUUGCUAAAGAAAUUCCGCCAGCUACAGAUCUAGGACAAAACUUGGAUACUGAUGAUCCUGCUCCUCAAGAAGAGCAAGAAACGAUACAAGAUGGAGGUGAAACCUUCAACUCGGAUGUGGCAGAACAGGGAAAUAAUCAGAAUUAUCCUGGAGUUGAAACGGAUCUAGAACCAAGCAUGGAUACUGGCAACCCUGCUCCUGAAGAAGAGCAAGAAACAGUACAAGAUGGAGGUGAAACCUUCAACUCAGAUGUGGAGGAACAGGGAGACAAUCGGGGUUCUUCUGGAGUUGAAACAAAUUGCAAGCCAAGCUUGGAUACUGGUGACAAUGCUCCUGAAGAAGAACAAGAAACAGUACAAGAUGGAGGUGAAACCAUUAAAUCAGAUGUGGCGGAAGCUGCAGAACAGGAAGACAAUCAGGAUUAUUCUGGAGUUGAAACUGACACAGUACUGGAUGAUGUGUUGGUCUCAGACGAUCAAGAACACGUGGAGACUAUAGCCAUAAAGGCAGUAGAAGACACAAACGAGGAGUGUCAUGUAGAGGAACUAGGCUUCACAGAAAGCACUCUUGAGAAACCCAGCACAGAAGAGAGUUCAUAAGCAGGGCAAGAGACGACAAACAGUUAUGUUUGACAGGAGUAGGAAAGAGCCUAGGUCUAGGAAAAAAUGUUGUGUCUAUGGCUACCCGUGACCCUGUUGAGCUCGGUCAAACCUGUUGAGCCCAGUCUCUUUUUUUUUGUCAAGGGACACAAAAAUUUCGAUCUUACAUCACAGUGGUGGAUUUCAAAACAGCUUUUGAUAUAUUUCACACAGUUUAUGGCAUUGAACAAUUGAUUUAAGACUUUGUAAAAGCUUUACCUCUUUGUUCAGUUCUUUAAGAUAAAUAUGCUUGUACAAUGUAUACAUGUAUAAUAAUUAUGAUAUUGAAAAUUCCAGUAACUGAUGCAUCUCAGUUUUGCAUGGCUAAACUCUUGAUGGAUCACUUUGACCAAAAUCUGGGGGGAACAAAUUAAAAAAAUAAGAGGACCAGAACCUACCCUAAAUGUUUUCAGGAUGGUAACUGUAAACACAACGUUUUUUUGCCAGGCUAUGUACUAUUAUAGCAGCAUGUUUGAAACUGUUGCUUUGUUCAGCACAGUUGACUCUACAACAGUCUGAAUGCCAAGAUUGACACAUAAGAUUCUGAUGUCAAAUAGGAAGUUAAAACUGCCAAAUGUGAUGGAUCCAAACACCUACCAAAAUGGUUUGGAUUUAUUCUGAUACCACUGUAUAUCCAUUUUAUACCACUAAAAGAACUGUUGAUAUUGAGAGCUUUGAAUGAUGAAGACCACUGUAUACUGUAAACAGUUUUCUGAAACAAGUGUGUUUAAGAACUAGAAAGUAGAGUAUUGUGAAUUUUUUACAGGACAAGGGUGCAUCCCUCUAGAAGUACAAAAUGUAGUCCAUAGGUAAGACUUAGUCCUCAAGUAAAUACAUGUAGUACUUCAACCUGUUUGCUAGUGACGUACUACCAGUAAACAAAUGCAAUUCCAGCAAGUGCUUUUAUGCUACAAAUAAUUACCGAGAUAACAUUUAAUAGAUAACAUUUUUAUGCCACAAAAUUUCUUUGUGCAAUCAGAUGGUAUGAAAUGUAGCUACUAGAUAAAACAUUAGGAUAUGCUUCCCAUCCAUUCGAGAUGGUUACUUGUAUGACACUACUAGGGGUGGGUGCUGGGAAAGUUUGUACCGGUAUUUUUUUUUUCUUUUUGGACUGGUCUGAAAAAAAUGUAUGUACCAGAUUUUGGACCAAAUAGAAAAUGAACACUAGAUCGGCAGGUGUCCACAAAUUUUGGUGCUUACAAGAAAAUAACUAGCAAAGUAGAGUUGAGUUUAUUGUAGUCAAUAUUUUAUUUCUAUUGUCAAAUGUAUAGAGUUAGCCUUACAUCAAGAUAGGACUUUGAAAUGCCAGUGGAAGCCGGAUACUCCGCAAAACAGAUUCCUUUGUAGCUAAAUGGACCGUUGUUUUGAGUAUCGCUAAUUCACAAGUUUUUACAGACAGUCCUAUGGGCAGGUGCAGGUCCGGACCUGGACCUGAUCCUCUGGACCUGAACCGGACCUGGACCUGAAUUUUCUGUACCGGUACCCACCCCUAGUUACAACAUGUAUCACAUGUAUGAGUUGGUUUUUGAAUGGGGCUUCAGGGGAAAUUUAAAUUCUACGUUUUAACACAUCUUGCUAUCAGUCAGUAAUAAAUGUGCAAAGCUAUUUUUGUUGACAUUUCAGAAAGGACCAAAAACUUAGGCAAUUGUUGCCUUUUCAAUGCGCUAAAAAGGCAAACUAACAGAAGCUUCCUACCAUUCCAAGUAGGAGUAAGUGUACAAAGAUGUUCUUCCAUAUUGGAAAAUGUAAAUAGUUCCUAACUAAGUACCACUGUUUUUGAUGUUCUUCUUUUGUUCACUUGUUCCAAAAUAGAGUACGCAACUGAGUUUAACAUUUAAAAGCAUUUCCUACACAGUCACUGUUUUGUUGCUACAAAGUUUAACUUUCUGUUUUUGUUUUUCUACCCUUGAGUUCCAUGUGUUCAAUACGUAUCAAGACAUUUUUUGUAUUGUUUCAGUGCGAGCUAGCAGGAAAGAGAGGUUUAUUAAUACCACAAUGUUUGUGAAAGAUUAAACUGUUGGCCACUAAUAGAAAUUUUGUAUACUAUUGCAAAAGUUCUCUGUACUAAUUAUGUGCAUACUAAAAAGGCACAUUCUUCAAAAACCAAGCUAUGGUGCCCAACUACAUUGUACAUGUAGAAGUCUCUAGAAAAUAUCAGGUGUUUUUUUUUUCUGGAGAUUCUAUUCCACUUUUUGUGCUUAAGUCCCAUAAUAGCUAUGGGCCUACAAAAACAAGGAAAUGAUAAAUAUUUGCAGUUUAAACGCGACUUGAGUUUUCAGCACUUCUGGGUUUUCUCAUUGACAUAUCACUGUUGAAUUCUUAGUCCAUACAAACAUUACAAGAGACUACUUGUAAUAUUCUGGCUAUCAACAUUAGUUAGGAACCUCUAUACAGUAUUAUGUUUUACAUGUAACUGCAAAAUAUUGUGUACACUUCAGUAUAACACUUCAGUAGAUACUUCAAAUGUACAGAUAUUAAAAAUUUUGUAUUGUUA
Molecule: messenger RNA, 4470 nt
Organism: Branchiostoma floridae (Florida lancelet)
Lineage: Eukaryota; Metazoa; Chordata; Leptocardii; Amphioxiformes; Branchiostomatidae
Product: zinc finger protein 280D-like
Exons: 6
Coding region: 51-1937 (628 amino acids)
Source: RefSeq, a predicted model, not a curated record